UGGACUGUCAACAAUAAAGAUGGCUGCGGUCUCCUCUAACUCAUAAAGAAGGUAAAUAAAUAAUAUUAUUUUCCCGCGCUCACAUUCUGUCUUCGUGCAGUCCGACGGCCCCGCGGCGGGAACCGGACUCACUUUGACCACUUUAAUCUGUUCAAUGAGCACUGUGAGUUAAAUAUUAAACUCUUUCCCGGGAGUCUGUUAACCUACUUUCCCCUGAUCGAUCUGCUCAUCGACGUCACUGUCACUGAUAUCGAUCCCGCUCGCGGGCUUUUUGUGUUGCCACAACAACGAGCUUCAGUACGUGAAGGGCAUCAGAUGAGGUCACCCGUCCAGUUCAGAUACGUUCACCGGACUCCCUUCACAAACCGGGAGAUUUUACGUUUCUCCCGCCGUCGCUCUGAUCAAUAAAGACAUUUUUACAGCAGGAAUAUCGUUUAUGAUCGAUAAGGAGCUCCUCUUCAAUUCGGCAUCAGAUCAUCAGAGCUGCUGGAGGCCCCCCAACCCGAGCUGCAGUCAUGGUGCUGAAGGUCUUCUUCCCGCAGUGCUGUAACCGGGCCGACAGCGGACUGAUGGUCGGCCGCUGGAUCUCCGGCCACGACUCUGCCGUGGUGCUGGCGGUCAUCCACUACCCGUUCAUCCCCGGGCAGGUCAAACAGUACAUCCACAAGAUGCAGACCCAGAGUGGGGUGGAGCUGUCGGUGCUGGGCUCGUGGAGUUUACCCAAAGAGGGUCAGGAGGGCAUGGAGAGCUUCCUCAGGGACCUCAGCACCAUCUUCCCCCAGGAACGCUGGCUCCAGAUCAACCGCGAGAUCGGCAAGACGGGCUUCACCUGCCAGAUCCUCGACCGGGAUCAGAGUGGGCGAGCAGUUCAACGGGAGGCCAAGAAGAAGACUGAGAAUGGAGAGGCUGGAGGCGACAAAGAUGAGGAGGAGGAGGAGGAGAAGGUGAUCUUCGUCCACUACGAGCAGAGGAAGGUGAUGCAGUCGCAGCUUCACCCCGUCGAAAACGGAGUUCCAGACCCUAAAACUGAUCCGCCAUCUGAGCUGAGACAGCAUGUGGCCAAAGAGCUGGAGCAGCUGCUGCAGUGGCUGAUGGGAGCUCCUGCGGGGCUGAAGAUGAACCGGGCCCUGGACCAGGUUCUGGGCCGCUUCUUCCUCUACCACAUUCACCUCUGGAUCAGCUACAUCCACCUGAUGUCCCCCUUCAUCGAGGGGAUCCUGUGGUACGGAGGCCUGUCAGCCUGCCUGGGCCUGACCUUUGCCCUCUCGCUGCUCUCUGACAUGGUCGCCCUGCUCACCUUCCACAUCUACUGUUUCUACGUGUACGGAGCCAGGCUGUACUGUCUGAAGAUCUACGGCCUCUCGUCUCUCUGGAGGCUCUUCAGAGGGAAGAAGUGGAACGUGCUGCGCCAGAGGGUGGACUCCUGCUCCUAUGACGUGGACCAGCUCUUAAUAGGAACGCUGCUGUUCACCAUCCUGCUGUUCCUGCUGCCCACCACGGCUCUCUACUACCUGGUCUUCACUCUGUUGCGGCUGGUGGUGGUGCUGUUCCAGGGCGUCCUCCACCUCAGCGUGGACUUCAUUAACUCCUUCCCUCUGUUCGCGAUGGGCCUCCGCAUCUGUUGCUCCUACAGACUUGCAGAGGGUGUGAAGUUCAGGGUCCUGUGUGAGGAGCCCGGGACGGCCCUUCACCUGCUGAUGGAG
Morone saxatilis (striped sea-bass) is the source of this 1703-nucleotide messenger RNA. RefSeq names its product phosphatidylinositol glycan anchor biosynthesis, class Q (gene pigq). Gene Ontology annotation, biological process: GPI anchor biosynthetic process. The record is from RefSeq and is a predicted model, not a curated record. NCBI's taxonomy places the organism in Eukaryota, Metazoa, Chordata, Actinopteri, Moronidae. Gene Ontology annotation, cellular component: endoplasmic reticulum; membrane.